Molecule: messenger RNA, 5473 nt
Organism: Sus scrofa (pig)
Lineage: Eukaryota; Metazoa; Chordata; Mammalia; Artiodactyla; Suidae
Source: RefSeq, a predicted model, not a curated record
GACCCCUAGCCUGGGAGCCUCCAUAUGCUGCAGGUGUGGCCCAAAAAAGCGAAAACCAAACAAACAAACAAAAAAGAAUAGGAGUGGGGUAUAAGGAGCAAAUAGGAACAGUUCAGUUGUUUGAGUUUGAAGCCAUCCAUACUAUCUAUAGACUGUGAGGAAACCUUGUGGACAGAAAUUGUAGGUGAUUUAUCAUACUUUUUACAAGGGAGUGUGGCUGCAAAUUUAUGAGACUAAAAGCCAGCAGCAUCCCUAUGCCUCAUACAAGAGUCAGCCUAUCUAGCUCUGUUUCCAGUGAUUUUGAGGACAGGGCAUGGAUUUCCAAAGUUAGGCUACUUCUGGGUUAAAAAUGAGGUCCUUAGGAGUUUGAAAUGGAACAUAGUUGUAAUUAUCUUUUUGUGGUUUUUUUUUUUUUUUUAAAGGGAUUAGCUGAAAUGGAUUUAGUAGGGCACUACAGGUAAAACCUGGCUUCCUUGGUAAAAUGUUAUUACCAUUUUUUAAUAAAGGGAAAAGAGGUAAGGUUUAUAUUUAAUAUUUUAAAUUACUGCAUUUUAUUCUUCCUUCUCCCCUUCUCAAAAAUACCACAUGGAAUAUUCCAUUCAUUACUGCCUGAGAAAGUCAUUACUUUGCAAGCUGCAUUGCUGAAGUGGUUUAGUGGAAGAAAUGUUUGCUUGCAUUUUUUUUUUUUUUUAGUGAUUUUUUUUUUCUUUCAGUAGUUGUUUUUUGAAUAUCCAAACUGUAGCAGACAAGGAGGAGGAGAUUUAAAUUUAUCUCCGAGAAACCUUUUUGUGGAACAUUUCAUCAGAUGACUCCCUGUCAACCUCAUGUCUUGAAAAGAGGGAUUAAUGAAAUAGCAUCUGAAGCAGCAGUGAACUCUUAUGGAAUAAACCCUGACAUCUUCCACAGUGUUUUGUGGGAUAAUUUCAAGUUCUUCAGAUACAGAUUACAUAAAGAAGAUUGUAGGGCACGUGACACAUUCUGGUUUCUUGUAUUUCAGGUAGUAGAAAAAUUGCUACCUUUACGAAUGGAUCCUGAAGAGAUCUUGUCACAGUUAUAACUUUUCCAUCAAUGGUUUUAUCUUGCAGCUUUAUUUUUAUUUUUUAUUCAUAUAGACAGCUUAAAAUAGUUUGCAGUAAACUGCUUUAUGUAUUAAGUGUUGUAAUGGUAGAGUAAUGGAUUGCCUGUGCAUUGUAACCACAAAGAAAUACCGAUAUCAGGAUGAAGAUACACCUCCUCAAGACCACAUUUCCCCACAAAUCACUAAUGAGGUGAUAGGUCCAGAAUUAGUUCAUGUCUCAGAGAAGAACCUUUCAGAAAUUGAGAAUGUCCAUGGAUUUGUUUCCCACUCUCAUAUUUCACCAAUAAAGCCAACAGAAGCUGUACCUCCCUCUUCUCCCACUGUCCCUGUGAUCCCUGUCCUGCCAGUCCCUGCUGAGAAUACUGUCAUCCUACCCACCAUACCACAGGCAAAUCCUCCUCCAGUACUCGUCAAUACAGAUAGCUUGGAAACAUCAACUUAUGUUAAUGGCACUGAUGCAGAUUAUGAAUAUGAAGAAAUCACACUUGAAAGGGGAAAUUCAGGGCUUGGUUUCAGCAUUGCAGGAGGUACAGACAACCCACACAUUGGAGAUGACUCAAGUAUUUUCAUUACCAAAAUUAUUGCAGGGGGAGCAGCUGCCCAAGAUGGAAGAUUGCGGGUCAAUGACUGUAUACUGCGAGUAAAUGAGGUAGAUGUUCGUGAUGUAACACAUAGCAAAGCAGUUGAAGCAUUGAAAGAAGCGGGGUCUAUUGUACGCUUGUAUGUAAAAAGACGGAAACCAGUAUCAGAAAAAAUAAUGGAAAUAAAACUCAUUAAAGGUCCUAAAGGUCUUGGGUUCAGCAUUGCUGGCGGUGUUGGAAAUCAGCAUAUUCCUGGGGAUAAUAGCAUCUAUGUAACCAAAAUAAUUGAAGGAGGUGCAGCACAUAAAGAUGGUAAACUUCAGAUUGGAGAUAAACUUUUAGCAGUGAACAGUGUAUGUUUGGAAGAAGUUACUCAUGAAGAAGCAGUAACUGCCUUAAAGAACACAUCUGAUUUUGUUUAUUUGAAAGUGGCAAAACCCACAAGUAUGUAUAUGAAUGAUGGCUAUGCACCACCUGAUAUCACCACCUCUUCUUCUCAGCCUGUUGAUAACCAUGUUAGCCCACCUUCCUACUUGGGCCAGCCACCAGCAUCACCAAACAGAUACUCUCCUGUUUCGAAAGCAGUGCUUGGAGAUGAUGAAAUUACAAGGGAACCUAGAAAAGUUAUUCUUCAUCGUGGCUCGACAGGACUUGGUUUCAACAUUGUAGGAGGUGAAGAUGGAGAAGGAAUAUUUAUUUCCUUUAUUUUGGCUGGAGGACCUGCUGAUCUUAGUGGAGAACUCAGAAAAGGAGAUCGUAUUAUAUCGGUAAACAGUGUUGACCUCAGAACUGCCAGCCAUGAGCAGGCAGCAGCUGCUUUAAAAAAUGCUGGCCAGGCUGUCACAAUUGUUGCACAAUACCGACCUGAAGAAUACAGUCGUUUCGAAGCCAAAAUACAUGACUUACGGGAGCAGAUGAUGAAUAGUAGCAUUAGUUCAGGAUCAGGUUCUCUUCGAACUAGCCAAAAGCGAUCCCUCUAUGUCAGAGCCCUUUUUGAUUAUGACAAGACUAAAGACAGUGGCCUUCCUAGUCAGGGAUUGAACUUCAAAUUUGGAGAUAUCCUCCAUGUUAUUAAUGCUUCUGAUGAUGAAUGGUGGCAAGCCAGACAGGUUACACCAGAUGGUGAGAGUGAUGAAGUUGGGGUGAUUCCUAGUAAACGAAGGGUUGAGAAGAAAGAACGAGCCCGAUUAAAAACAGUGAAAUUCAAUUCUAAAGCAAGAGGAGAGAAAGGGCAGUCAUUCAAUGACAAGCGUAAAAAGAACCUCUUUUCCCGAAAAUUCCCCUUCUACAAGAACAAGGACCAGAGUGAGCAGGAAACAAGUGAUGCUGACCAACAUGUAACUUCUAAUGCCAGUGAUAGCGAAAGUAGUUACCUAAUCUUGAUUACAGAUGAGUAUGGCUGCUCAAAAGGUGGUCAAGAAGAAUAUGUCUUAUCUUAUGAACCAGUGAAUCAGCAAGAAGUUAAUUAUACUCGACCAGUGAUCAUAUUGGGACCUAUGAAAGACAGGAUAAAUGAUGACUUGAUCUCAGAGUUUCCUGACAAGUUUGGAUCAUGUGUUCCUCAUACAACCAGACCAAAACGAGAUUAUGAGGUAGAUGGAAGAGAUUAUCAUUUUGUGACUUCAAGAGAGCAAAUGGAAAAAGAUAUCCAAGAACAUAAAUUUAUUGAAGCUGGCCAGUAUAACAACCAUCUCUAUGGAACAAGUGUACAGUCUGUGCGAGAAGUAGCAGAAAAGGGCAAACAUUGUAUCCUUGAUGUGUCUGGAAAUGCCAUAAAGAGAUUACAGAUUGCACAACUUUACCCAAUCUCCAUUUUUAUUAAACCCAAAUCCAUGGAAAAUAUCAUGGAAAUGAAUAAGCGUCUGACAGAAGAACAAGCCAGAAAGACAUUUGAGAGAGCCAUGAAACUGGAACAAGAAUUUACUGAACAUUUCACAGCUAUUGUACAGGGAGAUACGCUGGAAGACAUUUACAACCAAGUGAAGCAGAUCAUAGAAGAACAGUCUGGUCCUUACAUUUGGGUUCCAGCAAAAGAAAAGUUAUGAGGACUGAUGUUUCUCUAUUUCUUUUUUCCAUAGUCUCAUUUUCUUUGACACUUCUUUGCCCUUUCCGUCUGGAAUCUGUCUUCAGUACUUCCUCCAUAUUGAAUCAUGUCCCACUCACCAUCAUCUGCAGUUGCACUUAUUUUAGACGUCUUAGUGUCUCCUUCAAGUUGUAGCAUCUGUAUUAUGUCACAAUUGGUUUGUGGCCAUUUUUCACGAAUGAAGAUGGAAUGGCCUGACCAGCUAUUAAUAGGAUUUGGGGAUAGGGGGAAAUUGUGGUACAAUUCCUUAAUGUUUAAGGGAAAGUAACUUUAAGAGAUUUUCAGAAAAGCUUUAUAUACAUUCUUUUCAAAUUUUAGUAUAAAUUAAAGAAAAGUGGUUUUGAUCAGUGAUUCAGUAAUCUCUGAGCAUCAAUGCAUGCUUAACUUUAAUAGCAUGGUUUGGCCAAUACAUUAGCUCUCAAGUCCUUUUCUCAAUUGACUUCAGUUAUCAAAGCAAAUAUUUCAUUAGAGGCAAAUAAGGUAAAUACAUGUUUUUUAAUUUCAAAAUUAAUUAAAUGGGUUAACUUUUAUAAUUUCCCAAGGAAUAUUCGUUUUUAUAAGAAUUCUUCUUAAAGUCUUUUAUUGUUUGAAGUUGUGGUUUUUUUUCCCCAAUAGAUUUGCUAGGAAUAAGUGUUUAAAUGUUUUUAACCUCUUUGUGCAACGCUAUUUAUAGUGUCUUACAAGAGUUGUUCAUACAUAAUGAUCAUCACACUUUCUGAACUGAGGCCGUGUUUAGGUGCUAGGGGAGCUCACCUUUUACACAUAAGGUUGAGAAAAUGUCAGACAUAAAUACAAAAUAGACAUUACAGUGGUGAUAUAGUAAUCAUUAUGGCAGUGGGAAAGGAGUCCAAUUCAUGGUCUAAAACUUUAAAUGUCUUCUUAGGGGUCAGAUUUUAAUGACUAUUUUACCCACAAUAACUGACUAUUUUGUUAUAAUAAAAAUAUAUAUAUAAAUAUAUAUAAAACUUUCUUUAACUAAACUCUGUAACUAUGGGAAUUAUUUUCUUUACAUAGUUGCACACACAUAAACAUAUAUAUAUUUAAAAUAUAUUUUUUUCUUUUGCCACCUACUCUUUUUGUUUGUUUUUUAAAUUAAAUAUUAAUUGACUAGACUUUAUCUUCCUUAAUCACAUGAAGUGAAAAUGGGGAUACAGUGGUUGUGGAAAGAAACCUUUAGGAAAAUUACAUUAUGAGUAAAAACAUGGGCAUGUUCUCCUCUCUUCUACUAAAGUUUUCAAAUGGUUCCUGGUUGGUUUUUUGUGGGGGUUUUUGGGGGGAGGGUGGGAUUUUUUUGGUUGUUACCCUUGUUCUUGACAUUGGUUUGGAUUUGGUCUCCACCUCUCCUUCAGCUUCUCCUUUCAUUAAUAGGCAAACAGGCAAAAGCUUCAUGUGUAUAAGUGUUUUCCCCUCAGUCUGCACACCUCUCAUCUCUCAUAGCUGCUCUGCAGUAUAGUUGCAUAAAUCUUCAUGGUGAGCAACUAAGAAAUUUUAGUGAAAAGUAGGUAACAAUUUCAGAAAUCAAUUUCUCUGGUCUUUUAUAUUAAUAAUAUUGUUUGGCUUCCCAUUGCUUUUUUGGAGUUGCUUAUUAAAUAUGUGUUUUUGACAACCUCCUCAUUACAGUUUCUUGAACAAAUGAGUACUGGUUUGUAAAGAAUUAUGAACAUUAUCCAUUCCAUUUAUGAGAAAGAGGAGAACAGCUAAUAAACUUUAUUGUAAAAUCUGUAUGUUAAA